This is a messenger RNA of Ictalurus furcatus (blue catfish), 2808 nucleotides long. RefSeq lists its product as uncharacterized. Lineage: Eukaryota; Metazoa; Chordata; Actinopteri; Siluriformes; Ictaluridae. The transcript has 14 exons. Gene Ontology annotation, cellular component: adherens junction. Bases 19 to 2808 code for a protein of 929 amino acids. The record is from RefSeq and is a predicted model, not a curated record. Gene Ontology annotation, biological process: heterophilic cell-cell adhesion; homophilic cell-cell adhesion.
UCACUAAAUGACUUGAACAUGUUUUUGCCAAUAUUUGUGGCAUUUGGACUUCUCCUUAAUCUCCCUCAGAGCUUGGAAAAUCAAGAUCUGGUCUUAAGAGACAUCAUUAUUGAUGAUCAUGUGAUAGGAGUCUUAGGAGAGGAAGUACACCUGCAUUGCUUGUACUCUGGCAAAUAUAACAUCAGUUAUUCCUCCUGGAAGCACCAGGAGUCAGAAACAAAAUCAAAGAAGAUAGCAGGAUACAACAAUGGCAAGCCAUUUGCCAGAGACAACUUCUGCACUCCAGCAUCAACCACAAAUCUUACUGUGAAAGUGAGCAUAAACAGCUUCGCGGUAGAGGGACGAUACACAUGCAUAUUCGGAACAGAUGAGGGGGAGGAAACGAUGAAAAGCCUGAAACUCACAAUCCUCGCUCGACCCAAGGUGAACACCCAUGCAAAGGAAGAAAUUCUGAAUGGAACUCAUUACCAAAGCAUCUUCUGUUCAGCUUCCUAUGCCAAGCCCAGUGCGAGUCUCCAUUGGGACAUCCAUGGGGCUCCACCCAGUGAGGACAUUUUCUCCAUCAUCAAUACAAACUCCACACUGCCAAAUGGCACAGGCAGUAUUAUCAGCAUGCUACGUUUCCCCAUCCACUUGAAUAAUGAGAGUAGUGUUGCCUGUGUGAUUCAGCAUCCAGCUUUGACUGAACCUAUCACAACUGUUAUAGAGUUACAGACAUUCGUUUCUCCAAAUGCAACAAUGGAAGUGGCCUUGAUUGAAAGAGAAGGAAAAGCCUUCUUUGAGGUCCUCUGCAGAGCAAAAGGAGGAAGGCCUCACCCAUCAAUCAUUUGGAUCCCACCUGAAUCUGCAGACACAUCAUGCUCUCCUCAUUUAAUGAAAUUUGAAUCAGUUUCUAGUUUUCACUGCUUCCCAUUAGAUGCUUAUGAGGGUGAAAACAUCACCUGCAUUUUUGGCUACCCACAUCUUUCUAACAUACAGAGAACUGUUACACUGCCUACAUUCUCUCUCACCUCUCUUCAGCUGACAAACAAUAGUAUUAAGGUGAACCAUUUGAACACUUCUGAUUUGUUGAUAUUAGAAGAGGAGGACAGCAACAUCAGAAUCAACAUGGAAGUAUUAGGAAAUGUCCCAAGAUAUCAAAUUAAUUGCACAAAGGAUGGUGAAUUGCUGUCAGAGGAUGUGAAUGUGGUUGUCAGUGGUCUCAUGAUAAAAGGUCCUGUUGGGGCAAAUCAUGCGGGCCAAUACCAGUGCCAAGCCUCCUACUACAGACAUAAAGCCUCUUUACAGUUUGAAAUAGAAGUGAAGCCUAGAGUCAGAGUACUAGCUCCUAUCCAUGUGACACUGUUCUCCAACACAUCUUGGGAGAAUGGGAUUGAGUAUACAGAGGUGAAAUGCAUGGCAGAUAAUGUGUCUCCUGAUGCCAAUAUUACUUGGGUUACCAGAGACUGCGGAAGUGGAAUCAGUGACUCUGAUCCUGGAAAAGUUGUGUCUGGAAGUCAGCAGGAAAAUGGUGUAGUUUGGAACACGGCACGGCUCCCAGUAUAUUCUUAUGCAGGAUGUACAGUAAUUUGUAUGGUGCACCACCGUGGGUUAGAGAAACUGGUACAAAAGAGCAUUCAAAUCCCUUCAGUUGCUCCCAUCCAUGUGACACUGUUCUCCAACACAUCUUGGGAGAAUGGGAUUGAGUAUACAGAGGUGAAAUGCAUGGCAGAUAAUGUGUCUCCUGAUGCCAAUAUUACUUGGGUUACCAGAGACUGCAGAAGUGGAAUCAGUGACUCUGAUCCUGGAAAAGUUGUGUCUGGAAGUCAGCAGGACCAUGGUGUAGUUUGGAACACGGCACGGCUACCAGUAUAUUCUUAUGCAGGAUGUACAGUAAUUUGUGUGGUGCACCACCGUGGGUUAGAGAAACUGGUACAAAAUGGCACUCGUAUCCCUUCAAUAGGACCACCAAAAAAUCAUGUGAGCUUUGAUUUGCGGAAAGGAUCCACACACUGGGCUGCUGUGUGCGAAUACAAAAGUGAUGGGGCCAUAACCAACACCUCCUGUGUCAUUUCUGAUACCAAUGCAAUUGCCAUACCUUUGGCCAUGAAUACCACAAAAGAGGGCAGUAAGGUGCUAGUCACAUGCAUUUAUAAAUUUGAACUGUUCCAGCUUGAGGGAAAGUUCUUGACAUGCAUCAUCCAAAAUGAGUACGGGGACGCUGAAAGGAGAACCAUACAUGUCCCAAAUUUUUUUAUCUCAUCAAUUGUGGUUUUGAACAAAACUAUUCCACUGCAUGGGAGCCAUGGGCAACAUACUGGCGUGCACAGAGUGGCAUUGGAGGAACAUGUUCCCAAUCAGAGGAUAUUUUUUAGAGUUAAUGGAAAUGCAUCAGCAUCUAAUAUCAAAUGUUUCAGAUCCAAUGGACUUUUUGCACACACCGUUGGUAUGGCCCUGGUUUUUGCUCAGCAAGUGUCAGAGAGUGAUGCUGGUUUGUACACAUGCAGUGCAUCCUGGUACCAUCACAAUGCCACAGUCACUGUUCUUGUGGAAGUAACCAGCCAGGAAAUGAACAGCAUGAUGCUUAUCCUGGUCUGUUUCUCCUCUGCUCUUGCAAUCACCUUCAUAUUGGUGGUCGCACUCUGUAUAUUCUGCAAAAGAAAUGAAGAAACUCACUCUUCAACCCCGGAUUGGACGAAGCGUGAGUCUCUGGCUGCCCUGAUGCAGGACCCACGCUCACCAGAACUCAAGAAGCCCAGAGGGCAAGGGCAGGAAUAUGCAGAGCUAGUGCACUACUCCAUAGUGAUUGAUGUGAAAAGCACGGUGUGA